Messenger RNA from Mercurialis annua (annual mercury), 591 nucleotides. RefSeq lists its product as uncharacterized. The transcript is spliced from 2 exons. The record is from RefSeq and is a predicted model, not a curated record. Lineage: Eukaryota; Viridiplantae; Streptophyta; Magnoliopsida; Malpighiales; Euphorbiaceae. Bases 56 to 412 code for a protein of 118 amino acids.
AGCUCUCUUCUAGCUCAUACCAUAGCAUCAAAUAAUUUCUUCUCAUCAUCCAAAAAUGGCGUUCUCAAAAACAUUCCUUCUUCUUGCUCUUGUUUUUGCUGUGGUUCUUCUUAUCACUUCCGAGGUCUCAGCUCGGGAACUUUCCGAGACUAAGGAAAAUGAAGGACUUGAAGAUUAUGGAGGGCAUGGUGGCCGCGGAGGAUAUGGCGGUGGCGGCCGUGGAAAUUAUGGAGGUGGCCACCGUGGAGGAUAUGGAGGCGGCCACCGUGGAGAAUAUGGAGGCGGCCACCGUGGAGGAUACGGUGGUGGACGCGGAGGACACCGUGGUGGACGGGGAGGACAUGGCGGUUACCCAGGUCACGGUGGUGCUGCUACAACUGAGACGCAAGUGAAAGCUGAAGGUGGGAACUAAAGAGAAAAUCAUAAUCUAAUUAUGUUAAGCUACUUUGUUGCAUGCAUGUUUUCUAAAUAAACAGUUCAUAUGUAACAUGUAUUGUAAGCACUAAGCAGUGAGUAUGUAGACGUUUUUCUGUGUUGAAAAAAAUUAUAUAAUUAUCAUUUGCAGAAGUAAUAUUUAUGUUUUUCUGAUUA